UAGAUGCGCGACAGAAGACGGUGGAAAAAAAAAGUCGAUCGCGUCUCGAUAGAACAGGCCGCUAAAAAGCCAUCGCGACAGCCCAAGACACGACAACGACUAUAAUCACCACACGACCGCGGCAGUAAUAAUGGAGUCUACGGAGGCGAAGACCCGCGAGGCCCGCAGGCUAUGGCGGGCGUGGCGGACAGCUCACGAGAUGCUCCAGGACCGGGGCUACGAGCUGUCGCAGGAAGAGGUCAACAUCUCGCUCGAUCGCUUUCUCCAACAGUACACCGACGGCGCCGGCAAUGUGGACGCCUCGAAACUGAAGUUCUCGGCCCAUCCCUCCGAGGCCAUGAUCAAGAAGCACACGCCUCCGCCGACAGAGCAGAGGCCAGACCCGGUGCCCGAGUGCGGCACGGUCUGGGUCGAGUUCAUGGGGGACGCGUCGGACAAGUCGCUGGGCAUCCAGGCCAUCCGCAGCUUCAUCCAGUACACGGUCGAGCACAACUUUCACACGGGCAUCAUGAUCACCAAGUCGCCCAUCUCGUCCGGGUCGCGCAAGCUGAUCGGGGCGUCGGCCAACUACGCGACGAUCGAGGCGUUCAUGCUUGAUGACAUGCUCGUCAACAUCACCCACCACGAGCUCGUGCCCAAACACGUCCUGCUCAGCAAGAUCGAGAAGGCGGCGCUGCUCGAGCGGUACAGGCUCAAGGAGACACAGCUGCCACGCAUCCAGGUCAAGGACCCUGUCGCCCGCUACCUGGGCUUGAAGCGCGGCAACGUGGUCAAGAUUAUACGCAGCAGUGAGACGGCCGGCCGGUAUGCCAGUUACCGCCUGACGGUCUGAUGUCGGGGAGGCCAUCUCUAGUAUUGCCUUUGCAUUCCCGAGGCGCCAGGGUGUUUUUUUGCGUACCUGAUCUCUUGUUUCCCCCUGACUUCUCUUUCCAUCAUUUUGCAUCUAGACCCCUUUCAAGUUUUUUUUGGGCUGUAGUAGGCGUUGACCCGGGGGGACGUUUGGCUUUAUUCGCAUCGGCGUUCGUCACCAAAAAAGGAGGUAAUGGAUGUCGUCAUGUCCGAGCUUGUUAGAUUGAGAUACCAAGUUUGCAUCGGCCGCAGCCGACAGCACAGCGUAUAAUUCAGGAACUUGAUGGCCCCCUGAAGAUAUGGUGCUUUUUUUUAUGGGCCAGCAUCAGGCAGACAGGUCCGAGAUGAGGCACUCUCUCGCAGCCGGGCACCAACUGAAAAAAAAAAUCCGAACCGCAAAAAAGGGGCUCUCAUUUCAAAGUCAAUUAACACCACCAAAAAAAAAAAAAAAAAAUAAUUUAUUUGCAAAUUAAUGGGCAGUCA
This is a messenger RNA of Gaeumannomyces tritici R3-111a-1, 1332 nucleotides long. RefSeq names its product DNA-directed RNA polymerase I. The record is from RefSeq and is a predicted model, not a curated record. Bases 131 to 832 code for a protein of 233 amino acids. Gene Ontology annotation, cellular component: RNA polymerase III complex; RNA polymerase II, core complex; RNA polymerase I complex. Gene Ontology annotation, biological process: DNA-templated transcription. The transcript has 3 exons. Lineage: Eukaryota; Fungi; Ascomycota; Sordariomycetes; Magnaporthales; Magnaporthaceae. Gene Ontology annotation, molecular function: DNA binding; DNA-directed RNA polymerase activity.